AUGGCCUCGGCGCCUGCCCAGGUGCACGAGAUUGACACCCUUCGCGAUGCGCAGCUGGAGGCGCUGGAAUACCGGUUCCAGCUGGAGCAGGCCCAGCUCAAGCUUGGGGAGCUACGGCAGCAGGCGGAGGUGUCUGCGCAUCCGCACGCCGCUCCCGCCUCAGCCUGCUGUGCUUCGGCAGGCGAGCUUCAAGAGGCGCGCCUGCAAGCGGCAGACCACAAGCUGCGGGCUGAGCUGGCUGAGCUGGAGCUGCUGAAGCAGAUGGAUGCCCUGCAGGAGCUGCAGUGGCAGCUGGAUUGCGUGGUGACGCAGCUGGGCAUGCAGCCCGUGGCCGCGCAUGGCAGCAGCGCCGCCAGCGAGGGUGGCGGCAGCAAAGCCGAGCCGCCGCCGCUGCCAGGCAUUGACCACAUGCUGCUGCUCACCAAGGUGGAGGACUUGCGGCUGGCCCAGUUGCAGCUGGCAGAAUACAAGCGGCGUCUGGCCUACACAGAAAAGGAGCUCGCAUCGGCGCAGGGCCGCUGUGCUGCCGGCGCCGAGCAGCCGCCGCGCCGCCAGCCGCCGCUUGCGGCCACUAUGGGCGGGCAGCCAGGACAGCAGGCGCCGCCAGGACAGGCGGUGCCUGCGGAGCAGCCUCACAGUGGCGGCGACGGCAAGCUUGGUGCAGGCGGCAGGGAGCUGGUGGGGGAGUUGCUAAAGGAGAAUGAGCACCUUCGUGCACAGCUAGUGGCAGCCGAGGAGCACUACCUCGCCCUGGAGAGGGACUAUGAUGUUGAGCUGCUGCUCAAGGCAGAGGCGGAAGAGGCGGCCAGCAUCGCUCGGGAGGGCCAGCCGCCAAGCCCAGCAGCGGGGCUGGGGUCGGAGCCUGGCAUGCUUUGGCAGAAGCAGCAGCAGAAGCAGCAGCAGCACGUGGCAGGGGCCAGCAGGGUGCAGCAGUGGCAGGCGGCCCUCAAGCAAACGCAGGCGCAGCUGCGGCAGGCGGAGCAGCGCUCGGCGCCGGGCUGCAUGGUGCCGGUGUCUCAGUGGCGGGAGGUGGCUGUGCAGCUGGAGCAGGCGCAGGCGCGCUAUGAUGCGCUGGAGCGACAGCAUGCCGCCCUGCAGCACCGGGUGCCGGGCAGGACGGGUGCUGCUGGUGGCGCGGCUGCCGGCAAGGCCAAGUGCGGCGGCGGGGAGGAGUGUGUCACAGGCGAGGCGCAGCAGCCGGAGCAGGCUCCCCUCGCAGCGGCAGAGGUGCCCGGCAGCAGUUGCAGCGUGCCAGCGAGGUCCAGUGGCGGCAGGCAAUACUCCCCAGAGCACUAUGGCUGCACGCCUGCCAGUGCAGGUGCUGGUGCGCAGGGGACUGACCUGCCAGCUCGGCUUCUAGAGAAAGAUGUUCAGCUGUUUGAUGCGCACCUGCAGCGGGAUCAGGCGGUACAGGAAGCUGAGCGGUACCGCCGCCGCCUGCACGCCCUGCUGGACAGCCUGAGCCCGCACCCGCAGGACGCCGCGGCGGCCGCCGCUGUUGCCGAGGCACGCCAGCUGGCGGGCCUGCCCCCGCUCCCACCCUCUGCUGCCGCCGGGGCGACAGCUGGGGCUGGCGUGGCAGCAGGCGUCGGCAGGCCGCCCGGCAAGGCUUCGACGAGCAAAGCCGCCGCGGGUGGCGGCAAGGCGGUGCGGCAGCAGCCGGGCGCCAGGGAGCAGGAGCUGCUGGACACCAUUGCCCUGCUGAAGUCUGCCCUGGAGCGCACCAAGAAGGGCCUGGAGAGCGGCGUGAGCAGCGCCAAGUACAUGCAGGCGCGUGCGGUGGAGCGGGCCAAGCAGCUGCGGGCGCGGUGCCAGCAGCUGGAGGAGCAGGUGGCGGAUGCGGGCAGGGUGCGUGAUGAGCUGGCGAGGGUGCAGCAGCAGCUGGGCGCGCUGCACGGCACCCACUCGGCGCUCAAGGGCCAGCUCAGGGCGGCGCGGGAGCAGCGCGAGCAGGUGGCGGCGGCGCGGGAGCAGCUGCUGAGCGCGCAGGUUGCCGAGUUGGAGCGGGCGCUGCGGGAGCGGGAUGCCCAGAUGGAGGCCCUGAAUUCCAGCACAUCGCAGGCGUGUGUGGAUGAGGAGGUGCGCGUGCUGGUGGCAGAGGGCCUCCGCCCGGCAGACCUCAUCCAGGAGCUGCUGGUGCUUCGGCCGCGGCUUCGGGAGCUGGAGCGGCAGAAUGCCGAGGUGUGCACUGAGCUGGCGGCGUUUGAUGCCCGCCACUUUGCGCAGCAGCUGGAGGCCCUGGCAGCAGAGCACGAGCUUCUGCGGCAGCGGUGCGCGCGCUGGGAGGCGGAGGUCAGGGCCUUGUGCGAACGCCACGGCGAGCCGCUGCCGCUGGGCUUGGACUGA
Messenger RNA from Chlorella variabilis, 2346 nucleotides. RefSeq lists its product as hypothetical. The coding region runs from base 1 to 2346 and encodes 781 amino acids. Lineage: Eukaryota; Viridiplantae; Chlorophyta; Trebouxiophyceae; Chlorellales; Chlorellaceae. The record is from RefSeq and is a predicted model, not a curated record. The transcript is spliced from 8 exons.